Morus notabilis is the source of this 1827-nucleotide messenger RNA. Its product is annotated as GDP-Man:Man(3)GlcNAc(2)-PP-Dol alpha-1,2-mannosyltransferase. The coding region runs from base 133 to 1524 and encodes 463 amino acids. Lineage: Eukaryota; Viridiplantae; Streptophyta; Magnoliopsida; Rosales; Moraceae. Gene Ontology annotation, cellular component: endoplasmic reticulum membrane. The transcript has 7 exons. The record is from RefSeq and is a predicted model, not a curated record. Gene Ontology annotation, biological process: protein N-linked glycosylation. Gene Ontology annotation, molecular function: GDP-Man:Man(3)GlcNAc(2)-PP-Dol alpha-1,2-mannosyltransferase activity.
UUCCUUAAAAAAAAAAAGAAAAAAAGAAGUUACCAGACUUCCAUUCCAUUACUGCAAAGCUCCAUACUUGUCGUUUAGGCCAUCGAUGAUCGAUUCCGAUUCGAUCCGAAAUCCUUGAUUUACUACACUUCAAUGGCAAAUGGAAUUGCCCUUUGGGCUUGGAUUUCUGCUACAGUAGCCCUACUUCUUCGAUUCGUUUGGCACGUAAUCAAUGGCAGAAGGAGCAGGAAACGAGCCGUGGGGUUCUUCCAUCCCUACACCAACGACGGCGGCGGAGGAGAGAGAGUUCUGUGGUGCGCCGUCAAGGCAUUUCAGGAGGAACUCCCCGACCUUGACUGCGUCGUCUACACCGGCGACCACGAUGCCUCGCCUCAGACCUUGAUGGCUCGAGCCCUUGACCGAUUCGGAGUCAAACUCAUUCAUCCACCUAAGGUGGUGCAUUUGUAUAAAAGGAAGUGGGUGGAAGAAACGACUUAUCCUCGGUUCACUAUGAUUGGGCAAAGCCUUGGUUCUGUAUACCUCUCUUGGGAAGCUUUGUGCAGUUUCACCCCUUUAUAUUAUUUUGAUACUAGUGGAUAUGCUUUUACAUAUCCACUUGCCCGGAUGUUUGGAUGCAAAGUUAUCUGCUAUACCCAUUAUCCUACGAUCAGUGUAGACAUGCUAUCUCGUGUUCGUGAUCAGAAUUCUAUGUACAACAAUGAUGCUUUGAUUGCUCGAAGUGUUUGGCUAUCAAGGAUCAAAAUCAUCUAUUACACUUUAUUCAGCUGGAUGUAUGGCUUUGUAGGAUCUUGUGCCCAUCUUGCUAUGGUUAACUCUUCAUGGACUCGGUCUCACAUUGAGAAGCUUUGGAAGAUCCCAGAUCGUACAAAGCGAGUCUAUCCUCCUUGUGAUACCUCUGGACUUCAGGUACUUCCUUUAGAAAGGUCAGCUAAGCCCCCCAAGAUUAUAUCCGUUGCUCAAUUUCGUCCAGAAAAGGCACACACUCUCCAACUUGAGGCCUUCUCAGUUGCAUUAGGAAGUCUAGAUGCCAACUUGCCAAGACCUAAGCUCCAGUUUGUCGGCAGUUGUCGUAAUAAAUCGGACGAGGAAAGACUACAAAAUUUGAAGAAUAGAGCAGUUGAACUGAAGGUGGACUCAGAUGUGGAAUUCCAUAAAAAUCUUACAUACAGGGAUCUGGUGAAACUUUUGGGAGGUGCCAUCGCCGGGAUUCAUUCCAUGACUGAUGAACACUUUGGCAUUAGCGUGGUAGAGUAUAUGGCUGCGGGCGCCAUCCCAAUUGCUCAUAAUUCUGCUGGCCCGAAGAUGGAUAUUGUUUUGGAAGAAGGUGGACUGCAAACCGGAUUUCUCGCCUGCACCGUGGAUGAAUAUGCAGACGCUAUUCUCAGUAUCAUUGAAAUGCCAGAGACCGAGAGGCUCAAGAUGGCUUCAGCAGCUAGGAGACGAGCUAGCAGAUUUUCGGAGCAAAGAUUUUUCGAAGAUUUCAAAGCUGCCAUACGACCAAUUCUAAACCAUGUGUCCAAAUGAUAGACAAACAACACAUACUGGCAUACAAAUACUCAGUUAAGGUAGAGCUAUUUAAUAGAGACGUUAUCUGCUUUUCAUGAUUUUGUGAUGGCGAGUACUUGGAUUGGUAAAUGAAGCUUUAUUAUUGGAGGUAAUAAGUAAUUGGGCAGUUCUGAUUUCCAACGUAUAAUUGAAGGAAGCGAAGAACAAGAACAACAGUUUUAUGUUCCGGAAAAAACGCGGGACAAAAAAAAGCCAAUAUCAACUUUUUCUCUCUGAAAAAACAUUUUAAUGUUGUGAUGCUCCCACUUUUAGCAAUUUUUU